AUGAACCUAAUGACGAUGCUAGUGAUAUCCUGCGUUAUUUGUCAAUCGGAUCCGAUAAAAGUCAGAAUAGUCUCGAAGGUUGACGCACAGAAAUAUCUGUCUUUAUUUGACGAAGAGGUGAGACUUACGACGAAAGAAAAAAUAAAGGAUAACGGAGGAUGCUCGAAGUUCAUUGUGGACGAGGUCAGGACAGAAAUACUGCAAAACAACAAGCGGAUAUGCAAGAGGCAUAGCUUUUCUAAGGCCAUGGUAUGUACCCGUGAAAGCAAGAACUCGACGUGGGAAGUCGUACUCGAUAAAAAGUCUAAGUUUGUGAGUUUCAAGCUAAACGGAGAAGACGGAGGAUGUCUUUCAAGUAAUGGAUCGGAAUCCACAGACGCAUUGGGAAGUGUUCUGAGCAUAAGAGAGUGCGAUGAGAACUCCGAUGCUCAAAAGUUUUGGAUUAAGCUAGUGGUAAAGAGAAGGGUGUGA
Molecule: messenger RNA, 471 nt
Organism: Encephalitozoon cuniculi GB-M1
Lineage: Eukaryota; Fungi; Microsporidia; Unikaryonidae
Exons: 1
Coding region: 1-471 (156 amino acids)
Source: RefSeq, marked provisional